Molecule: messenger RNA, 1005 nt
Organism: Racocetra persica
Lineage: Eukaryota; Fungi; Glomeromycota; Glomeromycetes; Diversisporales; Gigasporaceae
Source: the annotation of a GenBank genome assembly
AUGUCAAGUAUUCGUAGUGAGUCAGAAUCAACUGAUGAAAAUACGAUCUUACCGAGUGAAGCUGAUAGCCCAAGGACAAUUACCGAUCUCGACAAUGAGUCCGCACCGCUGGACGUGAUCUUCGAACCAACUAGUUACAAGUACAAUCAUUACAAGGAAGCAACCAAUUAUGACACAUUACUAUCUGAUCAACUGAUAAAAGUCCAAGAGCCUUUAUAUUCAGACGCUGAUUCCACGCAUUGUUCUACAUCCAUAGUAUCUCCUUCUACGUUGAUUUUGGAACCUUCAGUUUUAACUGAGGAAGAAAUUGCUGGGAACAUAACGCGUAAAGUUGAUGUAAGAGCGAAAAAUUAUUCGAGCGACAAUGAAAGUUGUUCUACUUUUAGAGAUUCUUCAGAUAAUGAAGCUUAUAUUCAAAAACGAAAAAAAAAUAAAGUUAUCGAUAAUACUAUUCGUACAAGCUUUUAUCGCAAUUUAUCAUCCACUACUUCUACAUCCUCAACAACUGACAAUACAAAAUAUGAAUACCAACAACCUAAAAUUAAAUCAUGUUCAAAAUUUAGAACAGUUAUUAAUUUUAGUAAAUCAAAAUUUGAAAUAAGGAAUUAUUUUGUGCCAGGAAACGAAGAUUGGAAAAAGUUAAAUAUGUCAUUGCACAAUUUAGAUAAUUUAAAUUAUUUUAAUAAACUAGAUAGAUCACAUAAGGAAGUAGAAGAAAAUUUAACUAUGACUAAUAAUUUAGCCGUAAUAGAAAAUUUAGGCACUUCACCUAGUUCUGAUUUCUCUGAAACGUCAAAUAUUUCAAAAUCAUCGAAUUCUUCUCAAACUUUCACUGCAUUUCCAAAUAAUGAUUUUGAUGCGCCAUCUCAAAUUUUGAGUAAACAUAAAUAUUUCAAACCUUCUGACAAAGAUUGGAAAAGACUGCAAUGGUCAGUAGAUGAAUCAAAUUGGAAUAUCACCAACAAUAUUGUAGAUAUGAAAUUUUCUGCAGGAAAAACCACUUAA